CCGUCGCAGCGCCGCGGCGCAAGGGGCAGCCGUCGGGGCAACUAGCGGCGCAGCGCCCCCUGCCGCCGCCGCCCUCUUCGGGGCCGAGCGGGAUCAAGUGGCCGAGGCCGAGUCAGCUGCAUCCGGCUCCGGCAUUCCAAGGCGCUCUUGGGUUUUCUCCUGCGGGCGCUGAGCUAAGCCCCGGGCUAUAAAUACCCUCCCUGGAAGACUCUCCCCCAGGAUCGUCUGUCUGUUGACAGCAGGAGGUUGCUGGGAAGGCCGGGGGGGGAGCCCGGCGUUGUGUCUGCCCCCCCUAGACCAAGAAAGGCGCGCACCCUGGAUCCGAACCCCCCGGGAUGGCUACCCCGCGCCCCAUCUCGCUCCUGCUGUGCUUGGCUCUGGUGACGUUGUGCCAGGGUGGCUGCGUGGAGGUGGACUCGUACACCGAGGCCGUGGCUGGCAACAGCUUCCAGAUCUUGUGCAUCUCCUGCAAGAAGCGCAGCGAGACGGAGGCGGAGGCCUUUACUGAGUGGUUCUUCAAGCAGAAGGGGGAGGAAGAAUAUGUCAAGAUCCUUCGCUAUGACCCAGAUGAGAGGCUCAACGUGAUGGAUCCUCGCUUUGAGGGCCUGGUUCAUUGGAACGGGACCAAGCACAUCCGGGACUUGCAGGAUCUUUCCAUCUUCAUUCUUAAUGUGACCUUUGACCAUAUGGGUGAAUAUGUCUGCACUGUCAACCGCACACUCUUUUUCGCGGCGGAGUUCACACACAACAUCAUGGUCAACAAGACCAUCCAUGUUACGGUGGUAGAGAAACAAAACCGGGAAAUGGCAUCCAUCGUUUCCGAGAUCAUGAUGUACGUUCUCAUCGUCGUCCUGACCAUCUGGCUGGUGGCUGAGAUGGUCUACUGCUACAAGAAGAUCGCCGCGGCGACGGAGGCAGCUGCUCAAGAGAAUGCCUCUGAGUACUUGGCUAUCACGUCGGAAAGUAAGGAAAACUGUACAGGGGUGCAGGUAGCUGAAUAGCCCACGUAGGGCUGUUGGCGGGCACAGGAAUUCCUGGCUGGCAGGGAUGAGGAGGACGAUGGCGGAGAGGGAAAGUGACUCAGCAGAGGCAUCAGCAGCCCCUGAGAAGAUUUGAGCUGGAGCCAAGCAGCCGCUCCCCCCCCCCCCGCUGCACGGCCUCCCCUCCCCCACCUCCCCCUUUAACCAAGCAUGCUAUUUUUUUAAUAAUAAUAAAAAAGAGCUCUGUAUCUGGCCCUGCUACCUAGGGACAGGGGACGUGUGUUUCUGAAGGGAAUUUUUUUUGGGGGGGGGUGGGGAGGUGGCUCGUUCCGGCAGGCACCUUGCUGUUACUUUUCAAGGUCACCUCCUUUUCGCCUUCUGUCGAGCAAAGGGUCGCCUCUGCCGCAAUGCAUGAGGAGAAAGCGGUAUGGCUGCUCGCAAACACACACAAAGCUUGGGGCCCCUUUGCUGCUGUGGCCCCCCGUUGCGCCGCCUGUGGCCUCUUUUCUUUAAGAGCAAUUGCACUUGCGCUUUCUGAUUUUUUGCACAUUUAUUGCGCUUCCCCCUUGCCCUCCCUUUACUUCGCUACCAGCACUUUCUAUGGGUCUGAGGAGAGGAGGCCCCUGCGGUUUGCAAUUGCCUGGCUCCCCGACAUUCCCCCUCCUUUCAUGUCAUGUUGUUAGGCCUCUGCCUUGACCUCUCUGUUCCCAGGGCAGCCACAUCCAGCAAGGAACUGGAGUGGAGAAAGGUAUUCGAGAUGGCCGUCACACAAGGCCUGACCCUUAGAGAGGACCUUAAGAUGGGGGCGCUAAUCUGGGAAUACCUUUGAGGGGGUGAAUAUCUGAUAUAUAUCUGGAUAUAUGAACUGUGACAAUACAGAGGCCUGCCCUGGCAGGAUCCCGCCAUUUUAUUGUCUUGACAGGAUUUCCCUCAAGGGUGUCCCCCUGACGGAAGGUUUUGCUCAAGGGAUCUUGCAAAAGGAAGAUGCCACAGAGCAGAAAUUUGAUUGGUGCAGGGGGCCUGGAUCCAGACGUUGCUCCUUUUGCUGUGUGUCCCCAGACUUUGUUACUGUUCUGCCCUUCCUGGCGUCUUGUCGAAUGCGCUUCCCGAUCUUCGCCCCCGGCACAUAUCAGUUCCUCCCACGAUGCCUUCAUGCCUUUCCCCCUCCUCACAUUUCCAUUUCCUACAUCCAGCGCCACUCAGUCAGGCCAUUUUGGCUCUUCGGGGAAUACUGUGCCCUCCCCUCUCCUCAGACCCCGGGGCUGGUCCCAGGGACCAGCUGCCCACCAUCACAAUAAUAGAAUAGAGUUUGUUCAUAAAUAAAUAAUAAAAAAAAUAUUGGAUUUCA
Zootoca vivipara (common lizard) is the source of this 2328-nucleotide messenger RNA. RefSeq names its product sodium voltage-gated channel beta subunit 1 (gene SCN1B). Gene Ontology annotation, biological process: cardiac muscle cell action potential involved in contraction; regulation of heart rate by cardiac conduction; sodium ion transport. Gene Ontology annotation, molecular function: sodium channel inhibitor activity; transmembrane transporter binding. NCBI's taxonomy places the organism in Eukaryota, Metazoa, Chordata, Lepidosauria, Squamata, Lacertidae. The record is from RefSeq and is a predicted model, not a curated record. Gene Ontology annotation, cellular component: voltage-gated sodium channel complex.